AAGUUUCUAUUUAGUAUUAACUUCAAUUAAAACUCAAUCUCAACAUGAACUUUUACAAGAUCUUCGUCUUCGUCGCCCUCAUCUUGGCUAUCAGUGUCGGACAAUCUGAGGCUGGAUGGUUGAAGAAACUCGGCAAGAGAAUUGAACGCAUUGGCCAGCACACUCGGGAUGCCACCAUCCAGACUCUGGGAAUUGCUCAACAAGCGGCAACUGUAGUUGCCACAGUUAAUGGAUAAUGCAAUAG
Molecule: messenger RNA, 244 nt
Organism: Drosophila albomicans
Lineage: Eukaryota; Metazoa; Arthropoda; Insecta; Diptera; Drosophilidae
Product: cecropin-C-like
Exons: 2
Coding region: 45-236 (63 amino acids)
Biological process (GO): defense response to Gram-negative bacterium; antibacterial humoral response; defense response to Gram-positive bacterium
Cellular component (GO): extracellular region
Source: RefSeq, a predicted model, not a curated record